This is a messenger RNA of Bursaphelenchus xylophilus (pine wood nematode), 4758 nucleotides long. The record is from the annotation of a GenBank genome assembly. NCBI's taxonomy places the organism in Eukaryota, Metazoa, Nematoda, Chromadorea, Rhabditida, Aphelenchoididae.
AUGUUGGUUCUUUGCUGCCUUAUCCUUUCUUUGUACUUGAUUUACGUGUAUCUGACAUCCUUGACCCGGAAAAGGUUGAUUUAUUUGAAUUUUGUACCUAAUCUGAUGGUGAAUAUAUUUUUUUUUGAUUUAGUGUAAUGUCCUCCUCGCCUAUUGACGAGUUUAUGCGAGAGGCUCAAGCUAAGUACGAACAACGAGGAGGGAUCUUGAACACAAUCAAAAGGCAGAACAAAAAGAGUAAGAAAAGAUUUUAUGUUGUUCAUGGUUUAGAUUAUCCACUGGAGUCAAAUGCUAAUGUUAAUCGAGUUGCCCAUAGUCAGACAGAUGGAUCGGACACAGAUGUAAGUUUCAGAGAAACUUACAUUUUUGUUGAAUUUUCGAUCCAAGAAAAAUGUUUGGAGCGCUUCAUAAAAAAGAAAUAAUAUGGAUAUAAUUUCAGUCCGCUAAACUGCAGGAAGAAGGUGAAGGAGUGGUAACAUCGGAGAGUUUUUCCUUCCAAGCCGCAGAAGUUGAUGAGAACGGAAGCUUUAACGAUAGUAUUUCCAUGGUUAACACAUUUGGACGCAAAGUAAGUUAAAUUUUCUUUUUAUUGUUAUUCCUCUUUAGAUAUCUGACAGUGAUUCUGCUUCGGUCCAAGAGAAAAGUUCAUUGACACGUAGGACUUAUGGCGAGGCCUUUGGAGCCGAUGAGGAGGAGGAGAAAAUUAUCUUCACGGAGCGUCAGGAAACGACCGUUAUUCGUCGAGUUUCUAGGACAAGUUCCAAAUCUUCUAGGCAUGAGGUAUGUUGAAAAUAUUUUCAUUGAGUUUUUGAUGAUUUUAGAGUCCAAACAGAUCAGUGUUGUCGAGAGUAUCCGAAAUGGAAGCGGCUUAUAUGUCUCCCAAAGUAAAGGACAUUCCAUUCAAGAAAGUGAGCAAUAUCAGAGCGAAAUUUGAGGUGAGACUGAUUAAUUUUUUUUUUCUGAUGCUUCUUUUGUCUGAAAAAAAGCAACUUUAUCAUAAUUUGGAGCAAUGUUUAUAUUCCACAUGGCAACCAUUAUAUUACACUUGGCAUUAAUUUUAUUUUUCUUGCUGUAAUUGAUAUUUUUAUAGACCGGAGAGACCCCACAAUCGCUCAAGCCGAAUGUCAUCAACUUUGGAACCCCAAAAACAUUAGAAAAAUCGAGUUCUCGGAAGACGUCUGUGGCCGAAAGUGUCAACUCAGAAAUUGCCCAGAACAUACCGCAUAUUGAUCAAGAGCCCAUUCAAGAGUUAGAUCUUGAUGCAAUCGACCAAUUAGAAGAAGAACCAACAGAAACUCCGGCGACUCCACCGCCAGUCCCUCCACAUAGCCAUGUUGAUGAGGCUGAAGGUCCUAAAACAAUAGAAAAUGAUCCAAAGCCAACAGAAAAUGAAGAAAAUUUUGAUGAACCGGAAUGCCAACCGCUCCCGUCACCAAUUGUAACACCUGCCCGCGGUGAGAAGCCGCUGAAAUUCUUUGGAUCGAACGAUAUUCAACAUUCAACACCUGAAGUUUUUUUGGAAACUCCGAAGAAUAACAGAAGGGAUGUGGAUACUCCAAGUCGAUCGGGUAAGGAACUAUAGAGGGUUUGGAGGAUUUUAGAGGUUUUGUGGAUACUUUUGAUUGGAAUUGGGCGAUAGUGAAAGCUUUUGGAUAUUGUAGUAGGCAAAGAUUUUGAAGUUUUGGUGAUUUUGAUGUAUUCGAAGUGGCAAUAGAUGUAAAAUAAGGAUUUGAUGGAAAGUUUAUGGUGCCUGUUGCGAUUUGGUACAAGAGUUUGAGAUAUUCAAUAAUUUUUUCACCAAGCCUUACCUCAUUUUACAAGGAAAGUACUUUUAUGGGGGCUCCUACUUUUUGACGGGACAUAUCUCAAAAAAUCAGAAAAAAUGUGCUGAUCAAGGAUAUAUAAAUCUUAGCUGCCCAUUUUAGGUUUUUAGGGGUGAAAACUCAAUCGGAAGUUGACUUAAAGUCCUAUAUGAACCCCUUUUCGUAAAAUUUUUAACGGGUUUACAAUUUUUAUUUUGGCUUAAAACGAUGUUUAUUGAGUUUCUAAGACGUAAUAAAUCAGUCUUGGCCCAAAAAUUUAUUUUUCCGACCUUCAACUUCAAAAAAAGUUGACUCAGCCCAAAAGGGAAAUCGAACCCGUGCAGCGUCCCCCUCUUGAUUCCCAGACCACGGCACUAGCCACUCGGCCACACCGCUCUCUUCCGAAGGAAGAGACCGACUGCGCUUUUUAUCGUUUCGAAUGCAUGCGCCUUUUGUAGGGAAAUUGAGCCAGUUUUUGGGCAUUUCCACCCCUAACAGCCCAAAAUGGGCAGCUAAGAUUUAUAUAUCCUUGAUCAGCACAUUUUUUUUGAUUUUUUGAGAUAUGUCCCGUCAAAAAGUAGGAGCCCCCAUAAAAGUACGUUCCUUGUUAGGUGUAUUUUUCAUUUCUUUUUUUUCUUGGAAGUUUUUGGGGAAAUUGCCCAUGAUUUUGAUAAAUUUUAGUCUAAAAAGGCUAGAUGCACCUAUUUGAUUAAUUUUUGGAUAUGUUUGGAAUUCUCUUUAAGUAUUUUUACCACCUUUUUUAGGGCUGAUCGACGAAAUCAACGCCGAUUUCGAAGAGUUCCAAAGAAACUCCCUCCCUCGAACAAGAAAGGCCUCUAAGGAUGUAGACUGCAAUGAUGGCACCCCCUACCGAUCGAUGACCGAAUAUCGUAAAGAGUUGUCAGAGAAAAUUCAUCAACGGCACUUUGAAUCGGGCACUGAAGAAUCGCCGAAGCCGGUUUCAAACGAAGCCAGUGAGGAAGAGAAGAAAGAGUAUGUAAAUUUGGUACUGAAAAAGCUGACUCAUGAUAUGAAAGUGGCCAAAGCGCAAUAUAAUCAGGCGAAAAGAGCUCUUCAGUUGAUCAGUUCCAAAAGUCAGAAGGAUGAGGAAGAAACUGUAAGUUUUUUGACUUGGAUUUGUGAGUAUUAGACCUUUUGACAGCUGGAUGUUUAAUUUUGAGCUAUUUGAUAGCUUAAUUUUGAGGUUUAUCCCAAGUUUUUAUAUUAUCCAUGACAAAAAGGUACCUAAAUUAGUGAAUUUUGAUUUUUUCCAGGUAACUGCCCAUCAUGUGAUGCUUCAAUGUCGCGCAGGUGUAGAAGCCGCUAUGAGAAUGCAUGAAAUCAUCGAGUACAACCCUUCGGCCGCUCUGCUUCCGGAGAUGAAAGCUUCUUUCUCUUUCAACCGCGUUACCUUUGACAUUCACCCCGAAUUUCAACGCGAUAUCCUGGUCAAACCCAUCUCUUGUUACUUUGCAAUCAUCAUCACACAUCGAGAGACGGUAAAAUGGUCAAGUUGCAUCUCAGCGCGCAAGCAUAAUAAAGGAAAGAUCUCGGUGGAAAUGUACACAAAUAUUGAUGGAGUGGGCCCUGGAUUCGAGAUUUUUGUCGAGGUUUAUAUGUUGACGGUGAGUUUAUCUAGUAUGUUGGAUAGUUAGAGGGGUUGGAUUGGAAUUUUGGGAGUGAAAAAAUGAGCUUUUGACAUUUUUUUACAGGAGUUGUCUAGUGUAAUAUAAUUUUUGUCAUUUUUUGGAUUUUUUGUUGAUUUGAUGGGGAUUUAGGGCUGUAAAGUGAAACAUUCAGUCUCUGGAAAAGUAUUUGAUAAUAAAAUUGGCAAUAGAAAUUUAUUUUUAGAUUGGGUUUGCCUAGUGCAAUAUAAUUUAGAUCUGAAUUUUUAGAUUUUUUCUGUUAGAUAGUGAAGAUAUGUGAACGUGAUGGAUCGUGAAGGUUAAUGGCUGACAAUAGCUACAUUUUUUGACUGUUACGUAUUAUAUUGACCACUUUCAGCUGGCCAAACCGGACGAAGAAAAGAAAAGUUUGGUGGCCGAGUUCAUGGGAACCCUCCUCAGAGGGCAUGCCCACCGAAAUGACCUCAAAGAAAUGGACUGCGCUUUCACCAGGAUUGGGACCACCAAAAUUGACUCGACCAACAUGAGAUCCCGCCACUUGAAAACCGAAACGGUCCCUCCAUUGGGCCCUCGGAUCGAUUUAUCCUAUGACUUCAAGUUAAUGGAAGCCUCCCACCGAUGCGAAGGCUUCACAAGACGCUACGAAAUCAUCGCUGGAGUCGGGAAUUGGGCCAACGAAUACGCCGCCUUUGGCAAUUGGCAUAUCGACUUUUGGCCGACGGAAAGGGACCAUGACGAAAAGAAGGCGCCGGUCAGCAGAAUUAAUCUGAAAGGAGCUUUCAGUGUCGAGGAAAUUGACAGCUUGGCGUGCUAUAACAAUGCUUUUGUCAUUAAGUACAAGAACAUGGAGGAUGGAAACGUGGAAAGGUAGGAAAUUUGAGUUGGGCGAGGGUUUUUGGGGAUCAAGGUCAAGUGUAAUAUAAAAAAAAAUUGAAAAAGUAGAAAAGUGAUUGGGAUUUGGAUUGAAAAGGAUAGAUAAGGGGUAGAAUGGUAUUUUAGAGGGAUUUCAAAAGUGACGUGUGUUUUUAUGGAAGAAAUUUUUUCUUUUUUUGGAAUUUUGAUGAUUUUUUAAAUGUAGUUUUUGAUGGAUUUUUUGGAAUCUAAGAUUCUUUUCAAAGUUUUUUUACAUCGUUAGAAAAAGUUUUGCGCUUUUUUAAGUUAAAAAUUUUUAUAAUUUUUUUUCGAAAAAAUUUUGAUUUCCGAAUUUUUACAAUGAUUUUUUUGUUUCCAGCUUGACUCUGGCGACGGUAACAGAAGAGGAACAACAUGUAUGGCUCAAAACUCUGAAUUCGUACAUAAAAGGACUCAAUUUUUGGGCCCACCACACUUGA